AUGAAUGGCAGUGAAUCCUCGAUUCUGCACACUUUGGAGUUUCUUCGGUUAGAGCAGCAUCAUCCUGUUUCUGGGAUUUAUCAGUUCGGCAUCCCCAAGAUAACAUCAGCGUGCAUCUGCGAUUGUGCGGGAGGGAUUUAUCAGUUCGGCAUCCCUAAGAUAACAUCAGCGUGCAUCUGCGAUUGUGCGGGAGGUGAUGCACCUUGCAAAAUCGAGCAGUACAAUUACAGAAACUGCUCAUCCGGAGCGCUAUGUUACCGCACCUAUCAUCCGGUCCAAUCAAAUGUUGGAUGCAUUGGAGAGCAGAAAAGUGAGGCAUGUUGUGAACUGCGCAUUGAACCCUACAAAGACUGGAUCUUCACUGCCAUCAAGAUCGGUCAACCAGCCACGAUUCUCGUUUUCAGAUAUAGCAUCUAUGAUCGUUUUAACAAACGUUGGCGUAAAGCCUCUGAAGAGGUCGUGGAAGUCCCGUUGAAUAGAGGUCUUUCAAAGUUCGACUUCAAUGGAAGGAAUAAGAUUGAAAUGGUUGUGACGGGUAGUAGACCUAAUAGAGAACUGCAACCGGGGAUGUACUUUGUCAGAGAAGGGACCCACGAAAUUCGAGGUUAUGUUCCCAUCAAUGAAGUUGGAGAGAGCAACUUGGAAAAAUUAGGAUGGAUGAGAUUCUCUGAAGGAAAAUGGGAUAUCAGAAAUGGAAAUGUCAAGAUCAAGCAAGCACAUGUCAGUUUAUUAAUUCAUUAG
Strongylus vulgaris is the source of this 741-nucleotide messenger RNA. Lineage: Eukaryota; Metazoa; Nematoda; Chromadorea; Rhabditida; Strongylidae. The record is from the annotation of a GenBank genome assembly.